AGAUGUGCGGUCAGAGCACGCGGGCUGUGGAAAGCACAUGAUCCCUGAGCGUAAUAUCCCGAACUGAUUUUUUCUCUCUUAAUCACUCUCUGCCUCGCUCAUUCUUCGCAAUUUAGGAAGACAACCGAACUCGGUUCUGCGGGGGCUAGUUACUUGCGAGCUUAGUGUGGCGCGGUGAUCUUGGCCGUUGGGGGAUCUUCGUUUCUUUCCAGUCAUGGAUUUGUCCAGUUGUGAUUGCUGAAAGAUAACAAACAAAAAUAUUAGUGGGGUUUUUAUAUUCACUUCUACUUUGAAAAAGUUCCAUUUUUCAUUUCGUGGACAAAAGCGAGUGACAUUCGUAAUCAAACUUGGCUAAACAGUUUUAGUGACAAGCGGUUUAUCUCAUCAGACAAAAAAAAGGAUGACUGCUCGAGUCCGCUGGGAAGGAGUGGACGAAGUUGGUCAUUCGAAGAACGGCGUAGCGGAUGGAGCUACCGCUAUCAGAAAUACUAGGAAGAGAUCUUCCAUUGAGUUUAUUUGCACAGCCGUCAGAAAUUUGUCCCACCACACAACAUCGCGACCGUCCAGUCCCAAGCCGAUUGAGGUCAAGUCUCAUACGAAGGAAAUAUGCCCAACAUGCGAUGGGAAUACGAAUGAAUCAAAAGCAGAGAAAGUUCCGGCGACGACCGAGUCGCAGGAAAGUGGAACCUUGGUGGGAAGCGUCAGAUCGACGGCUGCGGAAGAAGCGAAAAGCGAGCAGGAAUCUCUCUUGAAACCCGUCAAAGAAAAACCUAUCCUAGGCGGAGCAAUAAUCAAGCAGAAUUUUCGAAGCGAAAAUCAGAUUACUUUGGCCAAUACCCAGCCACUGCCCACAAUCAAUGACCGGAUGUCUUUGCCGCCAUUUAGCGGCCAAAACACUCCAACACAUCAGCGGAACCACCCAGAGAAAGUCAUCAAAUUAUGGAAACAACACGGCAAGCAGGCUACUGUCGACAUGCUUAGCGCUCUAUACGGAAUCAUGCUGGUAGUUAUGGGCGUGGCCUUUCCUACUUCACAAGUCAUUUCCAUCAAGAUCCCAUCUCACUACUACGAGGGAUUCUACGCUUACCUCUACUUUGUGGCCAUUGGAUUCUUUGGCUACAUUUACGUCCUCUUGAAAACCCAAUUCAACUCGCUAACGUGGAAAAGACGUUGGUAUCAAAUGACGCAGCGUCUCAAGGAUAAAAAGAUAGCCAAAACAACGGCUGAUGGCGACGGUGCCUCUCAAGACAAUGGAUUGUCCCUGGAGGACAUAAUGACCAGUCGAUUACGGAUUACUCUUGGCAAAGAACUCGAUCCUAGACACAGUCCCAACCACGGAUCCUUCUACCUUCGCAUGGGAGCCGUCGUGUUUGGAGUUGGCUCAAUGAUUUAUUCCGGGCUGGAAUUCGCUCAAUACUUUGAAAUGUCAUCCAAUCCUUUGUGCGAUGACAUAAUGAUGGCAGUUCAGCCAGCGUCGCGUAUGCUCUUCACAUUUUUCCAAAUGUAUUUCGUUUUCCUAAAUGCAAAGAUUCAGAUUGUCAAGAACAGCAACGUCAUUGUGGCUCGUUUUGGAAUGAUGCACAUCGUAGCCACGAACCUCUGCGUCUGGCUCAACGUUAUCAUCCAGGAAACAAAACACGAGAUCCUCAAUUUCGAGCAGCAUGGAGGUGGCGACACAACCGAGCACGACCGGCAUCAGGUGUCUGGACACGGUGAAGAGCUCGUCCAAAUAGCAGAUGCCGUCGACCCUGACGCUUCAGCCGUGAUUGGACACUGGUUGAACAAGACAGUUUUGGACCACGUCCAGGAUGAAGGUGAAUAUCAUUCUCCAUCAUACCAUCGGCUGGGCAAGAGGACGCUGUCGGACGAAUGCCAUCGCUCAGAUUUGAUGGGAACACUGACGCAGAAUGCCAGUCCUUUCCUGUUUCCAUGCGCCAUCGAAUAUUCUCUGAUAUGCGCCGCUAUAAUGUACGAAAUAUGGAAACAUACUGGAAAAAAUCGCCACCAAAAGUUGGCCCGUUCGGUAAACGAUUCACCGGCCGGCGUCCGUACGCCCAGAACGCCCCGCGGAAGCUUUUAUCCGUAUUCGCAACGUCGUUCCCCGCACCACUAUUCCGUCGACUGUACCAACGCCAACAAAGGCCUCUUCUUUGGAAUUUUUGUCUUGGUGCUAAGCAUUUUGGCCAUGAUACUGUUUUUCGUCUUGAUCCAUCGCGAGGAAUACAAAAGUACAGCCAUCACUAUCGUCCAUUUGGCCGAACUGAUUCUUUACAUGUUGACGUUGAUCGCCGUCUUAAUUGGAAUCAUACAAGUGAGCCAGUUGCAAUUUGAUGCUUCCCAUCCGCUCGAUCUCGACAACAUCCUGCUUAUCGUCGCUCUUACGGGCGUCAUUUCCUACAACGUCUUUACCAUAAUCGGAACCCAGUUCAGCGACCAUCCGGACAGGAUGCUGGUGCUAAUCAAUGCCUUGACGGCCGUCGUGCAGGCUGUAGCUCAAACCGUGUUUGUCCUCGGUUCUUCCAAGCGACACCUCUACACUAGACGCCAGGAGCAGCGCAAACCUGGCCGUGAAGUCGUCACUUUCUUAAUGGUCACCAACUUUGCGAUGUGGGCCAUUAUAACGUUGGAGAAGAGCCGAUUCGACGCCCACCCCGUCCAAUCGCAAUUUUUUGGUCAGUGGCCAUGGACUAUCAUCACUAACAUCAGCUCUCCACUGGCCAUUUUCUAUCGCUACCAUUCGACAGUUUGUCUCUGCGAGAUAUGGAAACGUUGCUACAAAAUCACAGAGAGAUCAUCUAACCAUACUCCGCUUCAGCAGCUCGCAAGCGUCUAGUGCCCAGUCUUUCUCGUCCAUUUCCUCGCAUUUCCCCCUUAUAGAAUAACAGACGACACGCAGAAGAUGGGCCAUAUAAUACUGUAAAAGAUCCACCAACCAUUAUUUCUGAGCUCAAUCCUAUAAGCAACU
Molecule: messenger RNA, 2965 nt
Organism: Daphnia pulex (common water flea)
Lineage: Eukaryota; Metazoa; Arthropoda; Branchiopoda; Diplostraca; Daphniidae
Product: proton channel OtopLc-like
Exons: 12
Coding region: 401-2833 (810 amino acids)
Biological process (GO): proton transmembrane transport
Cellular component (GO): membrane
Molecular function (GO): proton channel activity
Source: RefSeq, a predicted model, not a curated record